AAGUGUAUUCGCUUUCACCAUGCGAGACGCAGUCACUCAAUCUAUCUCCCAUUUUUCAACAUAUAUUCCUACCAAUUUUAAAUUCCCGCACUAACACUCCUGCUCCCUAUGGCCUCACUCUGCUGGCGGUUACCUACUGCCGGCACCGGCACCGGCACCGCCACCGCCACACUCUUUGGUCAGGUCCGCUUGCUCCAACCGACGAACUCCGCGUCGAUUUUCAGAAUCCACUAUGGCUAUUCACGUGAAUAUCCAGGAAUCAUUCUACAGCUACGACGUCGCCCGUGGACUCCGGUAGUGGAAGCUAUUGGAAACAGCGGCGCACGAGAGAGAUCGGAUUUCAGUGAGGAGGAUGAGAAGGAGAUGCCACACUCGCUGGCAGAGGAUAGGAGUCGGAAAGAUGUGAAUCAGGCUGUUAAGGUGGUGGUUGCUGCAGCGGCGGUGGUGGCGAUGGGCGUCGGAAAUAGGGUUCUGUAUAAGCUGGCGUUGGUUCCUCUGAAGCAAUACCCUUUCUUCUUGGCUCAGUUUUCAACUUUUGUAUAUGUAAUUGUAUACUUUUCUAUUUUGUAUAUCCGGUACCGUGCUGGCAUCGUCACUGAUGAGAUGCUAUCAAUGCCAAAAACUCCGUUUCUGAUUGUUGGUCUUUUGGAAGCUCUGGGUGCUGCCACAGGAAUGGCGGCAGGAGCAAUGCUAUCGGGUGCAUCAAUUCCAAUCUUGUCUCAGACUUUUCUUGUGUGGCAAAUUCUCCUGUCAACUAUUCUUCUUGGGAGAAGAUAUAAAGUCAACCAACUACUUGGAUGCUUUCUUGUGGCCAUUGGUGUAAUUAUCACUGUAGCAAGUGGAUCUGGUGCCGGCAAAUCAUUGCAGGAAGCUGGUAUAUUUUGGAGCCUUUUAAUGAUGACUUCAUUUUUAUUCCAAGCAGCUGAUACUGUGCUCAAGGAGGUAAUCUUUAUGGAUUCAGCUCGGAAACUCAAGGGAGGUUCUUUGGACUUGUUUGUUGUCAAUUCAUUCGGAUCUGCUUUCCAAGCACUGUUUAUAUGCCUCCUCCUCCCCUUCUUAUCAAAACUAUGGGGCAUCCCUUUCAGUCAACUGCCUAACUACCUUAAAGAUGGUGCAGCCUGCUUUCUGAAUCUUGGGACGCUGUCUAGUGGAUGUGAUGGAGCUCCCCUACUUCCCUUGCUGUUCAUUAUUGUCAACAUGGGCUUCAAUAUCUCGUUGCUUCAUCUCCUCAAGAUCUCUUCAGCUGUUGUGUCUUGUCUAGCCACCACGUUAUCAGUCCCAAUAUCAAUCUAUCUGUUCACGCUGCCACUGCCAUACCUUGGUGUUGCCUCUUCACUUCCGACAGGCUUUCUUGCCGGAGCCAUCAUUCUCAUCAUCGGAUUACUCAUCUAUACAUGGACUCCUUCAAAUGUUUCCUCCAAUUCUUCCUUGACUGCUCCCACCUAGAGAAGCCAGAUGGGAAUUUGAACCUCAAUAACUGCAUCAUUUCUCCAAGCAGAGUAUAGAUUGCAAACAACACUCGAUAGAUAACGGUACAACCAAUGUUCAUCAGGCCCACCCUUUCACAAGACAAGGGGGAGAAAUGAAAAUGAUGUAAUUUUUGUUUCAAUAACAUUUGAUGAAAAUGAUGAAGAAAAGAAAACAGGAAAAUAAAUCUCCCUGAGCUUGCUCAAGUGAUAAAGAAAGAGUAUGGAUAAGUCUAAUUCAAUUUUUGUGGAAAAACAAAAUGAAAUAGAGGGUAAAAGGUAUUUCAUAGAGGUUUUUGUUUUGUUAUAGAAAAUUUGAAAAGAAUAAAUUUUUAUCAUGCAUUUAAUCUCCUUUUGGUGUACUGCUCAAAUACAUCUUGAGACUAUCUGCGAUUUUUGUGUGACAGAAAGUACCUAAUCAAGAUGGCUAUCUAAUCAAUACUUUCAAUGAUUUUGUAACAUUA
This is a messenger RNA of Lathyrus oleraceus (garden pea), 1930 nucleotides long. RefSeq names its product protein CLT1, chloroplastic. The record is from RefSeq and is a predicted model, not a curated record. The coding region runs from base 109 to 1446 and encodes 445 amino acids. NCBI's taxonomy places the organism in Eukaryota, Viridiplantae, Streptophyta, Magnoliopsida, Fabales, Fabaceae. The transcript is spliced from 10 exons.